AUGGCGCAAUAUGCACAAAUCUUAUGGGAGGAAUAUAUUAAAAACAGGAAUAUAGGGGUGAAGCACCAGCAUGAUAAGGAUUUUAACAAACACUUUUGGAACAAUGUCACAGAAGUGUGGAAGAAAUUUAAAGAGCAUAUGCAAAAUACAGAACACGAUACAUUCAUAGAGCCCCUGUGUGAAAUGCAUCAAGAUGGGGAGCACGAGGCGGAAACAUUCAAUGAGAGCGACAAAUCUGUGUGCUGGCUAGCACUUAAAGCAUUAGGUUUUAAACAUGGAAUUAAAUUAGAUGUAACCACUACGGGGCCCGAGGACCUGGACAAUACAGCGGCAGAAGAUGGCGUCAUGCCAUAUAUGAAAUGUAUUUUAGUAAAUAUAUUCAUGAAGAGAAUAGUCGGCGAGAAAUGUUUAGACACUGCUGCUGGAAGGCAAGCAUUUCUCGCAGCGCAGGAUUUGGCAAGGCACGGACACAAGAAGGAGCCUAAUAUGGCAUGUGAGCAGGCGGACAGGAAGGACGGUACCAAGAAAAAAGGAGAAAACACCGCAGAUUGGAAUUUAUGGCCCAUAAUGGAGAGAUGGCUUGAGAGGAAUCGCGGAAACUUGAGAGAUGGGCAGGAGGGCGUAUUAGGGAAGGAAUGCACGGCAGAAAGAAACAAGAGUGCACUAGAAAUAAAGGAAGAAGCGACUAAAAAAAUUGAGGAACUGGGUAAAGACAUAGAAGAGGACAUACACAGUAUAUUGAAGGAAAUAAAUGAUGCGGGGGACAGUAGGAGUAUGGACGAUAUAUUGAAGAGGGUGAAGCAAGGCAAGGACUCCGCUUCGAAAACUCCACAAGAACACGGACAAUCACCGGGGGCACCACAGGCUACAUCGUCAUCAACAACAACAUCACAAGCACCGGGCAUGUCAGCAACCGGUAACGCAGGUAACGCGGGUGGCACCACCACACCCGCCCCGGCCAAACCGGCACCCGUCGACAACGGACGUAGUGCCACACCAGUAGCGGCGAAACCGGGACCCGCGGUGACACCGGGGGCGACGGCAUCAUCUGGUGGUGGUGGUCCGGUUGGUAAGGGUGCUGCCGCAGGAGGUCAGGGGCAGGGGAAGGCUGGAAAAGGAGAGGAUUGUGAUGCAGACAGAGCUCAGCAGCGGCCGCGUAACGCGGUGUACGUGGUGCCUCCUCCUAAUGAUAAACAAUGGAACAAGUGGAAGACAGUACUUAAGGCAUUUAAAGAAUAUAUGGAUGCAAACCAACACCUCGCGGAUGCCAUAGGGGCAAACUGCUAUAAUAGUGGUUGGAAUGAUUUCGGUGACGGGAAAGCGUACCAUAAGGACCAAACAGUAGCAGAUGUCGUACGGUGGAGAGUUAUGAGUGUUGCAUGGGGCUUUGCAAAUGGGUGGGGCACAAAAGACAACGCCACGCAGGACGGCGUGCACAUGAAUGCGGAAGAAGAGAAUAUGUUCAGGUGCGAAGUAGCAAAUAUAUUUGGACAUCUACUGAAGGAAAAGUAUUGCACCGGGCACCGAGGAUACAAGAGAGGUGUAGAGUAUUCCCGGAUAGUAUUCAAGAGUAUGAAGAGCGAGGGAGCAGGUGGAAUUGGAGUACUGGAUGGUCCUGUUAUACAAGGCAAGUGUACUGCGUGUGGGUAUGAAAAGCAUAACAGGUUGGCACACGCCAUAAAUUUGCCUGUCGUGGAGUGGUUCUUGCAGGAACGGCAACUAUUGGACGCCAUCCAGAAUAUAGAAGGGGGAGCGAACUGUAAUAAAAAGUGGAAGGAGUAUACAGCGGACAAGAUGAAGAUGGAUAACCCGAGAGAGCUGGAUGAAGAGAAAAUCACUGACAUAAAGCAAGACCAGGAGAAACUAAGGAUGCAAGCAACCAAGAACAUGGACGCAGUGAAGGACGCAUUAGAACAGAAAAUUCAAGAACUAGCAGCAACGAAGCCGGACGCACCCACACCACCAGCGGCCAAGCCGGCGGCUACCAAACCAGCAACCACAACACCGGUAGAAGCAGCACCCGCAGGCAGAUCAGAGGAAGCUGGGGACCCACCGCAGCCAUCACCAGCACCCGUCUCACCCCAGGCAGAACCCGCAGGGCAACCAGGGGAAGUAGGGGGCCAAGGACCAGGACCUGGACAACCACCCCCACCUCCACCACCACAGGACGGAUCACCGCCGGGGAACAAUAGUAGAAAGGAGCCACCAGCAUCCGCAGCCGGCACAUCGGGACCUAAGGUGGACGAGGAUGGAAACAAGCACAACCCAAAGGUAGACGCGCCGACACCAGGUGAGAAAGAGAGAAAAGUAGUUGAAAGCAAGACUGCUGAAACUCUACUUGGUACUGCAGUCAUAACAACUGAGAUCACCACCACAACCUAUGAUCCCACUGGUGGAGUUGGUAUGGAUACUAUUAAUAAGUUACUGCAGGAGCAAGAGAAGAAGGAGAAAAGAACUGAAGAAGCAAGCAAUGAGCCGACAAUGAGUGCAGUGGUACCUGACACUAAAAGCACAGAUAGCGCUGGUGAUUCUUCCAAAACGAAGGCUGCAGAUGGGGAAAGUAGAAAUACUGAAAACACAAAAGUUGAGGAUCAUCAACCAGGAAGUACCGGUGUUCAGGAUGCCGUCGUUGAUGGCGGCAACGAUGACCCCCCUCCUCCCAAUCCACCCAAACCAAAACCCAACCCGAACCCAAAUCAAUCGGGUAGUAGUGGCAGUUUCAGUGACGCUGAUUUGGCGGAUGGAGUUUCUGGUGGGGAAGGAAAAGGCGGAGGUGCCGAAGUUGGUGGUGGUGGCGGAGGAGGUACUAGUGGUGGUGGAGGGCCUGCCCUCACCCCUGCCACCCCUUCCGUUGCGCCCGGCCUCACAUGGGAAGAUGUCAAGCCGUACACCCCCGCGAUCAUUCCCGCGGUGGUUGGUAUUGGCGUCAUUGCGUUUUUCCUUUGGAAGGUGCUCAACGAAUGUGAAGUGGCCGCAUGCGAAAACGUCAAAGACGACUAUUUGCAAAUUGUCGUGGAGGAGUUUGCGCAGCAUUUGAUGCGGGACGGAAAGGGGUAUAGUAGUUCCUUGGAUGCUCCUAUCACAAACCAGGAUUUAUCAGGGAACAAUGUUGCAUCCACCCUCGAUCCACCCACUGACACCGCUGUAACGGAUGCAUGCCCAUUGAAUGACCCCGAUACAUGGAGUUGUAUGGAAACCAUACAGUUAGAACAAGAAGAGACUCCUUUUCUCCUUCCAUCCCCUUACCCGGGGAAUUAA
Plasmodium fragile is the source of this 3258-nucleotide messenger RNA. RefSeq lists its product as uncharacterized. The transcript has 6 exons. NCBI's taxonomy places the organism in Eukaryota, Apicomplexa, Aconoidasida, Haemosporida, Plasmodiidae. Bases 1 to 3258 code for a protein of 1085 amino acids. The record is from RefSeq and is a predicted model, not a curated record.